Neoarthrinium moseri is the source of this 1665-nucleotide messenger RNA. RefSeq lists its product as uncharacterized. The record is from RefSeq and is a predicted model, not a curated record. The transcript has 4 exons. Gene Ontology annotation, molecular function: protein binding. Gene Ontology annotation, biological process: maturation of SSU-rRNA from tricistronic rRNA transcript (SSU-rRNA, 5.8S rRNA, LSU-rRNA). NCBI's taxonomy places the organism in Eukaryota, Fungi, Ascomycota, Sordariomycetes, Amphisphaeriales, Apiosporaceae. Gene Ontology annotation, cellular component: 90S preribosome; nucleolus; small-subunit processome. The coding region runs from base 1 to 1665 and encodes 554 amino acids.
AUGGAAGUCGACGACCUGGAAGUCACCGAGCGCCCCUCGGCAAAGGCACACGACAAUGGCGCCGUCACCGUCAAGCGCGCGAGGACCGAGCUGAUCCCCAAGCACGAGCGCGAGAGGAUACGCCGCCACAAGGAGGCACGCCGCGACUACGGCCGCGGCAGCAAGAUCGACGUCAAGGGCAUCAAGGACAAGAAGCUGCGCAGGAACCUCAAGGGCUUGGAGAACAAGUACAAGGACGCGGCCAUUGCCGCCAAAGACGCCGAAGUCCUCCUCGAAAACAGCGCUGGAUUCCUCGAGCCCGAGACCGAGCUCGAACGCACCUACCGCACACGACAGGACGAGAUCCAGGAGGGCGUGUCGCUCGAGACGGCAAAGAAGCGCUUCGAACUGAAGCUGGACCAGCUGGGCCCUUACUGCUUCGAGUACAGCCGGAACGGCCGCGACCUCCUUCUGGGUGGGCGGAAGGGCCAUGUCGCCGUCAUGGACUGGAGGGCGGGCAAGCUCAAGGCCGAGCUACAAUUGGGUGAGACCGUGAGAGACGUGCAGUUCCUGGCCAAUAACUUCUUUGCCGUGUCGCAAAAAAAGUACGUCUAUAUCUACGACCAGGCGGGCGUCGAGAUACAUUGCAUGCGCAAGCUGCAGGAAGUCUCCCACAUGGAGUUCCUCCCGUACCACUACUUGCUAGCUACCGCGGGCUUGUCGGGAUAUCUCAAAUGGCAAGACGUCUCGACGGGUCAGCUAGUCACCGAGAUUCCAACCAGGCUGGGACCGCCCACCGCCAUGUCUCAAAACCCUUGGAAUGCCGUCCUUCAUGUCGGCCAUCAGAACGGCACCGUCACUCUCUGGUCGCCGAACUCUACCGAUCCAUUGGUCAAGCUGCUCGCCCACAAGGGGCCCGUGCGGUCUCUGGCUGUCGAUAGGGAGGGACGGUAUAUGGUCUCCACGGGCCAGGACCGUAAGAUGGCCGUCUGGGACAUCCGCAUGUUCAAAGAGGUCAACAACUACUUCACCCGGACGCCCGCCGCAUCGGUGGCCAUCUCAGACCGCAACCUGACAGCUGUGGGCUGGGGCACCUCUACUACCAUCUGGAAAGAUCUCUACACGAAACACAAGGCGGACCAAGAAAAGCAGCAGUCGCCAUACUUGUCAUGGGGCGGCGAGGGUAAAGCUAUCGAGAGAGUCCGCUGGUGCCCCUUUGAGGAUGCCCUCGGUAUUGGCCAUGAUGAUGGUUUCGAUUCUAUUAUCGUACCUGGCGCGGGUGAAGCCAACUUCGACGCCCUCGAAAUCAAUCCUUUCGAGACUGCCAAGCAGCGACAGGAAUCUGAGGUCAAGGGCUUGCUCAACAAACUGCAGCCCGGCAUGAUCUCGCUUGACCCAUCAUUCAUCGGAAAUCUGGAUCUGCGCUCCGAGGAACAGCGGAGGGCCGAGAGGGACCUGGAUGCCAAGCCCGUGGAUCUUGAGACCGAGAUCAAGAACCGUGCGCGUGGAAAGAACUCGGCUCUGAAGAAGUACCUGAGGAAGCAAAGGUCAAAGAACGUCAUCGACGAGAAGAGACUCAAGGUGGAAGAGCUCUGGAAGGAGCAGCAGCAGAAGAACCAGCAGAAGCGCCAAGAGAAGACUGCCGAGCUUGGCCCUGCUCUGGGUAGAUUCGCAAGGAGGGAGUAA